Molecule: messenger RNA, 5391 nt
Organism: Egretta garzetta (little egret)
Lineage: Eukaryota; Metazoa; Chordata; Aves; Pelecaniformes; Ardeidae
Gene: SLC41A1
Product: solute carrier family 41 member 1
Exons: 11
Coding region: 470-2017 (515 amino acids)
Biological process (GO): monoatomic cation transport
Cellular component (GO): plasma membrane
Molecular function (GO): monoatomic cation transmembrane transporter activity
Source: RefSeq, a predicted model, not a curated record
GUGAAAGACGAGUUUUUGAAGAGUGACGUUAAAUCUAAGGCUGUCCAAAUGCCAGCUCCCACCCUACAGCCUGCUCAGCUCACAGUCGUGCUGCUGGAAGAAGACCUGGAGAAAGAUGCACUAAAGUGUCAUACAUCAAAGAAGGACAGCUUGGAUCCUGUCUCGGUGGCCGCUGUACCACACAGUGCUGGAGAGGAGGAGGACUGGAGUGAAUUUGCGGUAGUUCCCAGUUCCUGCAGUGUUCCCUGCUAGCUCAGUGGUUGGUGCCCUCCAUUCCUGGACUUUGCUUGAUGGGGAUCUCUGCUGCAGGAACAGUCUCUGCACUCACAGGCAGGCGAGCAGGGAUAGGAGAGGUUGCCUCUAGAUGCUGGAAAGGCCGUUUGUAUAAGCUCCUGGCAGAAGAGCUCUUCUGGAACAGCUGCUGGCUGUAGGCCCACCAAGCCGAAGGUCAGGAUAGCCUCUCUGCAGCAUGUCUUCCAAGCCAGAGCAGAAGGAGACCCACCAGGCCAAUGGGGCUGUGCUGCCCAUUGUGCCCGUGGACUGUCUCACCAGUCCAGACCGGGGGCAGCUGGUGGAGCCUUCGGAUUUCCUGGGACCUGACAGUGAUGGGGUAGAAGUGGUGGUGUUGGAGUCCCGUGCUAACGCUAAAGGGGUGCGAGAAGAAGAUGCCCUGCUGGAAAACGGCAGCCAGAGCAAUGAAAGUGAUGACACCAGCACAGACCGAGGUCCUGAGCCAGCCUCGCCCCUCAAGGAGACCUCCUUUUCCAUCGGGCUGCAAGUCCUCUUUCCGUUCCUCCUGGCAGGCUUUGGGACAGUUGCUGCUGGAAUGGUGCUGGACAUUGUGCAGCACUGGGAUGUCUUCAAAUACGUGACUGAGGUAUUUAUCUUGGUGCCUGCAUUACUGGGCCUGAAGGGGAACCUAGAGAUGACUCUGGCGUCUCGCUUGUCAACAGCUGCUAAUAUUGGCCAAAUGGAUACACCCAAAGAGCUCUGGAAGAUGAUAACGGGGAACAUGGCUCUGAUACAGGUUCAGGCUACUGUGGUUGGCUUCCUGGCCUCGAUUGCAGCAGUGAUAUUCGGAUGGAUCCCAGAUGGGCACUUCAGCAUUGACCAUGCUGUCCUGCUGUGUGCCAGCAGCGUGGCUACUGCUUUCAUUGCUUCCCUUGUUUUGGGCAUGAUUAUGAUUGGGGUCAUCAUCGGAUCCAGGAAGAUGGGGAUCAAUCCUGAUAACGUCGCCACACCAAUUGCUGCCAGCCUGGGGGAUCUUAUCACCCUGGCUCUGCUUUCAGGAAUCAGCUGGGGCUUGUACAAAGAGCUGGAGAGCAAAGCCUACGUGAAUCCUUUGGUAUGCGCCUUCUUCAUAGCUCUGCUGCCCAUCUGGAUCAUCAUUGCCAAGAAGAAUGCAGCAACUCGGGAGGUGCUGUACUCUGGCUGGGAGCCAGUCAUUAUCGCAAUGGCUAUUAGCAGUGUUGGGGGUUUAAUUUUGGACAGAACAGUCUCAGACCCAAACUUUGCUGGGAUGGCUGUCUUCACACCAGUUAUUAAUGGUGUGGGUGGCAACCUGGUGGCCGUGCAGGCUAGUCGCAUCUCCACUUACCUGCACAUGAGUGGGAUGCCUGGAGAGAGCUCCGAAACAGCCCCUCGCAAGUGCCCCAGCCCUUGCAGCACUUUCUUCAGCUCAGAUGUGAACUCUCGCUCUGCUCGCGUGCUCUUUCUUCUGGUGGUGCCUGGACACUUGGUUUUCCUUUACACCAUCAGCUCCAUGCAAGGUGGACACACUACCCUCACGCUGAUUUUCAUAGUCUUCUAUAUGACAGCUGCACUUCUCCAGGUUCUCAUUCUCCUGUACAUUGCUGACUGGAUGGUGCACUGGAUGUGGGGCAGGGACCUCGAUCCUGACAACUUCUCCAUCCCAUACUUGACAGCGCUGGGGGACCUGAUUGGAACAGGUCUCCUCGCUCUCAGCUUUCACAUCCUCUGGCUCAUCGGUGACCGGGACUCCGAUGUGGGAGACUAGCUCUCCCUGCUCCCCCCCUUCUCACAGCUCUCCUCCUCCUUUCAUUUUGUUGUUGUUUCUUUUCCUCCACCCUUGCUCUCCUUUGCUUCCUCCCCCCGCCCUGUCUCUCUUGAGACUUCAUCUUUGAUACUGGAUUCUCAUUAUUUUCAAUGGGAAUUUUAUGUGGUUUAUAUUUCAAGCCAAGUUUGUACAGAAAAUAAAUCUAAUUUUAGGAAGGAUAAAAAAAAAGUGUAACGAGACAAUCACCAAGUGCAAUUUCAUAGUAGUUACGUCUGAACCAAGGUUACAGUGAAGAUACUGAUCAGUCAGAUCACACGGGGAGCCCGCCCUGUCCCAGUCACCAGAGGUGAAGGGCUGCUUUUUUCGCUUCAUAAGCGUUUUAAAUACUGGAGGUAAGGUUCAGAUUUAUUUUACUGAACAGGCACCUUCUAGCAAAGUAGAACCUCACGGGUGAGGGCAUGGGGUGUCUCCUGUCUUCUCUGCCCUGUUGCCCUCCUCCCUUGUGUUUGCUCUCUGGAUCUCCCUCCUGUGCCUCACAUCCGAAGCACGCAAGUCUCCGGUAGAGGGAUUAGCAGAGAUGGCGAGGAAGGGUCCUCUGUGCCGAAACACCCAUUCCCGUGUGCCCACAAGGGAGGUGAGAGAUCGGGGGUUUGAGGGCUGCAGAGCCCUGAAAUCUGGCUGUGAGCAGGCUGGUCUCUGCUGACGGAUUUAGGCUCCCUUUUGCCAACCACCCGGCAGCAUCCCAAACUGCAGGCUGCUGCUUUUGCCUCUCAUCGCGUGCUGAGUUCAGCUGCUGCCGCAUGCUCUGCGCUUUGUCUGAAGAGGCCGUGAGCUCUCCCCGUCUGCCCUUCUCCCCUUCCGCCUGCCGGGGCUCUGCUGCAGGAUGCGCUGGAGCCAGCGUGGACCCCGUGUGCAAGCCUCUCCUUCGUGCUGGCAUGGGCACAGCCUGCUCAGGUCAGGUGCCUUUUCUUUCCCGGAGUGGUGGAUAGAAAAAUAGAUCCUAUUUUGUGUGUUAAGAUUUUCUUUCAGUUGCUGAGCUCUGCUGACAGGCCCAUUGCAGCUGAGAAGCCGCCACCCAGUACCUCUCCCAGCUGAGCCUGAGGCAUUUCAGACUUGAGAGCGGUAGGCUCUUGGUGUCCCUUCGAAAACGGUGUCUGUGUUCAGCCGCUGGAUUUCUCUGUGUGUGUAGGCGCCAGCCAGAAAACAGGUCAGCGGACACAGUCCGAUUUCUGAAGCCCUGGUUCUUGGUGCAGCUCUGUACGGGACGGCAGCAGAGGAACCCGCCUGCCCUCGAGCAGGCACGUCAAAUCUGGCAUCGGGGUCACAGCCCGGCUCGCGAGCGCUGCCCAGGCGCUGCGAGUGCAGGGUUCCCCGCUCUGUUUCUUUCCCCUCUGCUUUUUGCGCUGUGUGAUGGCUGAGAUGCCUCCUCUUCCCCUGCUAGCGCCUGUUGGAAGGAUUCUCCUGCAGCGGCGUCAUGAGAGAAAACCCGUUCUGGCUGUGUGGCUGAGGCGCUUGUAAAUGAUCUUCCUGAACGCUGUCAGCACUCGACGCUUUUUAGCUUGCCCAUUUGGGUAUAAAUCGAUUCAGUAACCUGAGUGCAGUUGGAUGUGAGCAGGUCUUAUUGACCUGGAAACUUCAGGCAGUUACACCGAGUUUAAAUGAUGUGCUCAGGCAGGCAGCGCUGCUAAGGAGGCCCCGUGCAUGAAUGUCAGUGGGGUGCAGGUGUGUGCAAGGGGGGAGAGCUCUUGGCGUCUGUCCAGGAUGGGGCAGUCCAUCCCACGGAGCCUAACCUCAGUGCUGCACUGCCCAAAGCUUGGGGAGCUGCCAGGAUCUUCCCAAACGCUGGGGGAAUGCCUACAGCAUUCAGCGUAGUAGCGUCGUGCAUCCUGAUCCUGAGAUGACAGCAGAGCUCUCGUUUGGGUUAGCAGUGCAGGCCUGGAGUCCUGCGGCUCCCCCCCUGGUCUGGGCACUGCCUGUCCUAGGUAUUUGCAGCUCCAGAACAUAACCUGAAAGCUGCUGGAUUUGCAGUUGCCUGCUUUUCCUCUUGCUGCAAGGGAGUUCCUCAGCAGAACACAACCAUCCUCAAUUGGCCUCAUUUCCUCCUUCAGGUUAAUUUCUGUAUUUCUCAUGCAAGCCAGUGCUUGUCUCCUUUUGGCUUUCUGUCCCAGCAAGGCUGUGUAUCUGCCCAGCUGGAAACUGGUGCAAUGUGGUGCUGGGAACGCUGAUCUUCAUCUGAAAUAAGGCCAGGCUGGAAGAUCUGUUUGUUACUCUGGAGAAUGCCAGAACUAGCUGAGCUCUGCAAAGCCCUGCCUAAGUGCAGAGCGUUUUGGUUUUUAGGUGAGGAGCAAGUCAUUAGGAACGGUUCCCACCUCCCCCCAGGAAGGAGCUGAAUGCACUCCCAAUGGUCCAAGUCAAGACCAAAGUUAGUCUGGGAUCAGACAUUGUCCCAACCCAGAGAUCUGGUUGCAGAGCUGGUCCUUACUCUGGAGAUGAGCGUGUUGGAAAGGAAGGUCAGGAUUAACGAGUGGGAAACCAGUUCUGGAAAGCCACGGGAGCAGAUGGAGCCAAGCCAAACGGCAGACAGGCUCUUGCCUGCUCAGGACCUCUCUGAAGUUGCAGACAAAUCCUUUCCUGCUUCGAGUUCCUCUACUGCCUGAGCUGCCCGUAGUGGCCGGGAGGCAGAGAUGGGAUCCUUGCCCUCUCCGGCUGCUCAUGCUCAGACCCCCAGAAGAGCGGGUGAUGUAUUUUGGAGACGGCUUUCCCCUUUCUACCUUUCUAGUGUAACAUCAGGCUGCUUUCCCCUUCCCCACCUUUGCAGCAGGUCCUUCACGGCAGGGGCUCUGAACCCCGCAUUCUCCACCCUAGUGACGUGACUUCUCAUGCAUCUCAUUUGGCCAAAACCCCAAAGCCAACAAACCAGCCCUCGCGCCCUGCUGUACCCAAGUCUCAGCCCAGGGACUUCUGGAGUAUUCUCUGCUGCUCACCUGAUUUCUCUGCCCAGUGUUGAGGAGUAGAUAUGAGACCUCCUUCCAUUAACACUUAAGCUUUUAUAUAUAUAUAAAAAUAUAUAUAUAUGAGAAACUGUCCUGGUCUUUUAGCUGUCACAUUGCUAUUUAGUGAUGGGACAAGAAAAGAUUCCCCAGAGGAAUAAUCUACCAUUCAUGGUCUCCUAUAAAAUGAAGAGACCCAGAGGUGAUUGAGAGCUGUCACGCUGCUGGGGUGGUGGCGUCCCUGUGUUGAUGUGAGGUCUAAGGGGUGUGCGGGGAACAGGUCGGGGAAGAAUCUAAUUUAAAAUUGAAGGAUAUUGAUGGUCAACAACUUUUCCCACCAGUUUGCACUCAAAUGCAUGCCUACUCUACAGCUGACUGCAAAUG